GGCUUCGGAUUUUCCAGCUUCGAAUAAAAGGAAUAUUUUUUUAAAUAAAAAAAAUUCAAAAAAAUAACAAUCAUUUUCUGAAUUUCUCGAAUUUUUGAGUUGUAUGAUUUGAGAAAAAAAACCCGAUCGGGUUGCAAUUCGGGGCAUGGAGCGGAUCGUCGGCGGCAAGUACAAGCUCGGCCGCAAGAUCGGCAGCGGAUCGUUCGGUGAAAUCUUCCUAGCUACUCACGUCGAUACGUUCGAGAUCGUCGCCGUUAAGAUCGAGAACAGUAAGACUAAGCAUCCGCAAUUGCUUUACGAGGCGAAGCUGUACCACACGCUUCAGGGAGGAAGUGGAAUACCGAGCAUAAAAUGGUCGGGGAUCAAUGGAGAGGACAAUGUGCUGGUUCUUGAUUUGCUGGGACCGAGUCUUGAGGAUUUGUUUGUGUAUUGCGGGAGAAAAUUCUCACUCAAGAGUGUUUUGCUGUUAGCUGAUCAAAUGAUUACGAGGAUUGAGUUUGUGCACUCGAAAGGUUUUCUGCACAGAGAUAUAAAGCCUGAUAACUUCCUCAUGGGUCUUGGUCGAAAAGCGAAUCAGGUUUACGUAAUUGAUUUCGGGCUUGCAAAAAGAUAUCGAGACUCCACCACCAAUCGUCACAUCCCUUAUAGGGAGAAUAAAAACUUGACAGGAACUGCUCGUUAUGCUAGCUGUAACACUCAUCUUGGAAUUGAACAAAGCCGGAGGGAUGAUUUGGAGUCUCUUGGAUAUGUUCUCCUCUAUUUUCUGAGAGGAAGCCUUCCAUGGCAGGGCUUAAAAGCUGCCACCAAAAAGCAAAAAUAUGACAAAAUAUGUGAGAAGAAGUUAUCAACUCCUAUUGAGGUUCUAUGCAAGUCUCAUCCAGUGGAGUUUGCAUCGUACUUCCAUUACUGCCACUCACUGACAUUUGAUCAGCGACCUGAUUAUGGAUUCUUAAAACGUUUGUUCCGAGACUUGUUUACUCGUGAAGGAUAUGAAUUUGAUUACAUAUUUGAUUGGACCAUCAUAAAGUACCAACAAUCGCAAAAAAAUAGACCUCAGUCUCAGUUACCCCCAGGUCCUGGAGGAAGCAACAGUCGUGCAAUGCCAAUGAAUGUAGAUAAUCAUCAAGGAGGUGCUAGUACUACUUAUCCAUCUGAGGUGACGGAUCGUAUUAUUUCAAGCAAUUCCACUGGUCCUGGGGUCCGGAUGCAGUUUAAACCACCAACGAGCAGGAACUUAAAUUACGAUAAUCCUCUUGAAAAGAAUAUUGCACCUGAAUCAUACACACCUCCGUCUACGUCAUUUGCUGGCACCUCAAGAAGGAAUCACUCCAAACCUGUUUUGCCUGCUGAAACUGCAAACACUAGUCAUGGACAUGGCAAUAAAGUAGGUCCUUCGGGUAGCUGGAUUCAAUCACUGCAGCGCAUGUCUUCAGCCAAGUGAUAUACAUGGUGUAUGGUGAUAUAGGAAGAGAUUGUAAUGAUGCAGCUGUGGACAUUGAAUCAGUUCCUUGGUUGGGGCAAGCUCUCAUUACUUUCCUUAAGGUGACUAAGAAGGUGUUGGCUGUUACAAAGUACAAAAUUUCCAAAGCUUGGAUUCUGUGGUGUACAUAGAUCCCAUGAGUGAUAAAGCAAAUCCUGUAUUUAAGGUUUUUCUUGUAACAUAAAUGAUGAGUGAUACUAUUAUUUUUUCCCCAUUCUUGUUCCUAGGUAAUAAGUCGUCUCCAUGCCAUUUGAUGGCUGUUGACCGUGUUCCUUUGUUU
Fragaria vesca subsp. vesca is the source of this 1760-nucleotide messenger RNA. Its product is annotated as casein kinase I isoform delta-like. Gene Ontology annotation, cellular component: cytoplasm; nucleus. NCBI's taxonomy places the organism in Eukaryota, Viridiplantae, Streptophyta, Magnoliopsida, Rosales, Rosaceae. Bases 146 to 1441 code for a protein of 431 amino acids. Gene Ontology annotation, biological process: endocytosis; signal transduction; peptidyl-serine phosphorylation. The transcript is spliced from 15 exons. Gene Ontology annotation, molecular function: protein serine/threonine kinase activity; ATP binding. The record is from RefSeq and is a predicted model, not a curated record.